AUGUCUGAAAAAAAUCAACAAGUACAAUCAGCAAUUAAAAUUGAAGCUAUAAAAUCAAUUACAUCAGUUGAUCAUAGAUUUGCAACAGAAGAUCAUGAAAUUGAUUUGAAAGCUAUUCGAUCAACUAAUAUUAGUUUAGGAGAUAUUGGUAGUUCAUUGACAGAUUAUCAAAAACAAUUUAUAUUAAAAAGAUUAAAUUUUGAUAAUAUUAUAAAUUUAAGUGAAUUACCACCAUCAGCUAUAUUCAUGAUUGAAAAAAUCUCAAAUUUGACUGUUCCUGAAUCAAUUGAAAUUAUUAAAGAAGCUUUGGCCGAACAUGAUGAUGAUGUUAAUUUUCCAACUGAAGAUUAUGAAUUUAUGGAAAAAUUAGUUGCUUAUAGUCAAGAUCGUGAUGUUUCUUCUUUGCAUUCACCAGAUUCAAAAGAGCAAUGGACUGAAAAAACAGAAAGAGUUGAUGAGACUAGUUCAAAAGGUUCAAAAGAUAUGGAAGAUAAAUAUGAAUUUUUUGAAAUUCAUGAUUUUAAUUUACAAGUUAGAUUAGAAGCGGCAUUAUUAGCUUAUCAUUCACCAUAUCCAGAAGUUAGAGCAGUUACUGAUCCAUAUGAUGAUCCAUCAAUCCCUUGUGAAACCUUGAGAGUUUAUAUCGUAUCAAUUAUUUGGACUUGUAUUGGUACUUUUAUUAAUCAAUUUUUUUCAGAAAGACAACCUUCAAUUUCAUUAUCAUCAGCUGUUGUUCAAUUAUUUUUAUAUCCAUCCGGUAAACUAAUGGAAUUAAUAUUACCAAAAUACACUAUCAAAUUAGGUAAAUGGCAUAUUGAAUUGAAUCCUGGUCCUUGGAAUCAUAAAGAACAAAUGUUGGCAACUAUUUUUUAUUCAGUUUCAAAUGGUGUUUCUUAUGUUUCCUAUAAUCUCCACGCGCAAUUGUUGCCACAAUGGUAUGAUAAUGGUAAUUGGAUUGACUUUGGAUAUCAGGUGUUACUUAUCUUAUCAACAAAUUUCUUAGGUAUUUCAUUCGCUGGUAUCAUUAGAAGAUUUGCUAUUUUCCCAACAAGAUCAAUUUGGCCAACUAUCUUACCAACAAUUGCAUUAAAUAAAGCACUUUUACAAGCAGAAGUUAAAGAAAAUAUAUCAGGUUGGAGAAUAAGUAGAUAUAGAUGGUUUUUCUAUGUGUUUGCAGGUUCAUUCUUUUAUAAUUGGAUUCCUACAUAUUUAUUUGGUGCUUUUUCAUAUUUCAAUUGGCCAACUUGGAUUGCUCCAAAUAAUGUUAAAUUAGUUGCUAUAACUGGUACAGCAUCAGGAUUAGGUUUAAAUCCAUUACCAAGUUUUGAUUGGAAUAUCAUUAAUACAAACGCUUGUUUAAUUUUCCCAUUUUAUGCUCAAAUUAAUCAAUAUUUGGGAUCUUGUUUAGCAUUUUUAGUUAUUGUUGCACUUUGGUUUACAAAUUUUAAAUGGACUGGUUAUAUUCCAAUUAAUUCUUCAUCAUUGUUUGAUCACUUCGGUAAUAGAUACAGUGUUCAACUGAUUGUUGAUGAAAAUAGUUUGUUUGAUCAAGCAAAAUAUGACGAAGUUGGACCACCAUAUUAUUCAGCUGCAAAUUUGGUUUUAUAUGGUGCUUUUAUCUCAUUAUACCCAUUUUCAAUUGUCUAUGAAGGUUUUAUGAACAGGCGUCCAAUAUGGAAUGCCUUAAAAGGUUUAGCUAGGAAUUUCAAGAAUUUAAAAGGUUCAGUUUAUGACGGUUUUCAUGAUCCUCAUACAGUUAUGAUGAAAAAGUACAAGGAAGUUCCAGAUUGGGUAUUUUUAUGUGUCUUGGUUAUUUCAACUACUUUAGCUAUACUUUGUGUUAAACUUUAUCCAGCUCAAACUCCAGUCUGGGGUGUUUUCUUUGCUAUUGGUAUAAAUUUUGUCUUUUUGAUUCCUUUAACUGCAAUUUACGCAGCCACUGGUUUUUCAUUUGGUUUAAAUGUUUUGGUUCAAUUAAUUGUUGGUUUUGCACUUCCAGGUAAUGGUUUAGCUUUGAUGCUUAUUAAAGCUUUUGGUUAUAAUAUUAAUGGUCAAGCUCAAAAUUAUAUAUCUGAUCAAAAAAUGGGUUUCUAUGUUAAAGUACCACCAAGAGCAAUGUUUAGAUGUCAAAUGUUGUCAGUUUUUAUUUCAUCAUUUGUUGGUUUAGCAGUCUUAAACUUCCAAAUUAAAAGUAUUCCAAAUUAUUGUUCACCAACAAAUACUCAAAAAUUCACUUGUCCAAACUCAACUGUAUUUUAUAAUGCUUCCAUACUAUGGGGUGUAAUUGGUCCAAAGAAAGUAUUUGGUGGAUUAUAUCCAGUUUUACAAUGGUGUUUCUUAAUUGGUUUCUUAUUAGCUUUCCCAUGUAUUGCUUUCAAAUUUUAUGCUCCAAAGAAAUAUACCAAAUAUUUCCAACCAACUUUGAUCAUUGGUGGUUUCCUUUACUACGCACCAUAUAAUUUAUCAUUCUAUACCAUGGGAGUUUAUUUUUCAAUAUUUUUCAUGUGGUAUUUGAAAUCAAGAUACAGUGCUUGGUGGCAAAAAUACAAUUAUUUAUUAUCAAGUGGAUUAGACAGUGGUGUUGCUUUCUCAGCCAUUAUCAUUUUCUUUGCAGUUCAAUAUAAAGAAGUUUAUUUAAGUUGGUGGGGUAAUGAUGUUAUGUGGAAAGGUAUUGAAGGUUUAGGUGGUCAAGGUAGGUUAAAUGCUACUACAGCACCAGGCGGAUUCUUUGGAUUAAGACCAAGUGAAUAUCCAUAA
This is a messenger RNA of Lodderomyces jiufengensis, 2757 nucleotides long. RefSeq lists its product as uncharacterized. The record is from RefSeq and is a predicted model, not a curated record. Lineage: Eukaryota; Fungi; Ascomycota; Pichiomycetes; Serinales; Debaryomycetaceae. Gene Ontology annotation, biological process: transmembrane transport. The transcript is spliced from 3 exons. Gene Ontology annotation, molecular function: oligopeptide transmembrane transporter activity. The coding region runs from base 1 to 2757 and encodes 918 amino acids.